This is a messenger RNA of Drosophila ananassae, 2075 nucleotides long. Its product is annotated as glycerate kinase. Gene Ontology annotation, biological process: protein phosphorylation. The record is from RefSeq and is a predicted model, not a curated record. Bases 107 to 1570 code for a protein of 487 amino acids. The transcript has 2 exons. Gene Ontology annotation, molecular function: glycerate kinase activity. Gene Ontology annotation, cellular component: cytoplasm. Lineage: Eukaryota; Metazoa; Arthropoda; Insecta; Diptera; Drosophilidae.
GUGCUUGACAACGUCUGUGGAGGCCCAAGAGAUCAAAAAAUGAUAAGUAAAACUCGAAAAUUAACAGCAUCGCUGAUUAGAUUCAAUCAAAUCAUUUUACGUAAUAAUGAAGCGCCAGACCUGGGACCAAAUGCGCCAUAUCUUCGCCCAGGCUGUGAAUGCAGUGCACCCUGAGAAGAUAUUCGCCGACUUCCAGCGAUUCGACCUACGGCCCCAAAAAUCAGGAGAUAAUCCAUGCGAAAUCCUCAUCAAAUUGAAUGGAGAAACUGAGAAUAUUGGAUGCAGGAGGUGCCACAUUGUGGGCUUUGGCAAGGCUGUGUUGGGAAUGGCCAACAAGGUGCAUCAGGAUCUGGGUCAAUUGUCAGCCGGCGGAGUUGUAAGUGUCCCGAAGGGCACCCUGAAACACUAUCGGCAUUCUAUUGGCUCCGGCUUAAAAAUUUUCGAAGGAGCACAAAACAAUUUGCCAGAUGAGGAAGCCUUUAACGCGGCGCAAGAGAUCAGGGAUAUAGCCUUAAAUAUGAACUCCCAGGAUGUGUUGUUUGUAUUUGUUUCUGGUGGUGGCUCCGCCUUAUUGCCCUUACCCCGGGCUCCUUUGACCUUGGAGGAAAAACGAAGCAUAUCCGAUAAGCUAAUGAAACGGGGAGCCAGCAUCCAGGAAAUCAAUACCGUAAGGAUUGCCUGCUCGGACAUUAAAGGAGGCCGUCUCGCCGAGUUCGCCAAAAAUGCUGGUCUCUUGGUGACCUUUGUCCUUAGCGAUAUCAUUGGAGAUCCCUUGGAAUUAAUUGCCUGUGGUCCCACCAUACACCCCGUUCCCGGAGUUCCUGCAGCCGAGGUUCUGCAUAAAUUCAAAGUCUGGAGUGAAUUGUCCCCGGAAAUACAGAAACUUUUUGAGAUCCCAGAGGUGGAUGACAACUCUAUUCUGAAUAAGCAAAAGGUAUUUGUAGUUGGCAGCAAUGUGUUCGCAACGGAAGCGGCUUCCAAAGAAGCGAAAAAGCUUGGUUACAUCCCCUGCAUUUUGAGCUGUUCUGUCCAUGGAGAUGUGGCUCAAGUGGCUAACGACUAUCAUCGACUUUUGCAAGGAGUCCUGGAGACCAAACAACAGGGAAUUGCCGAGCCUCAACUGCGGGAAAAGUAUGCCUUUGAGGAUAAAAGGUAUCCGGAAUUUAUAGAAGCCCUGAAGGAGCAUAUACGCUCCAAAAAGCCAUUGCUUGUCAUCUGCGGCGGAGAGCCGGUCAUAAAAGUCACUGGCCAAGGCCUUGGAGGACGUAGUCAGCACUUGGCUUUGCUAAUGUCGCAGAUCUUGCAUCGGGAUGAUGCGUUGAGGGAGUGCAGCUUCUUCAGUGCCGGGACAGAUGGCAUUGAUGGGCCCACAGAUGCAGCUGGGGCUAUAGGUGACAGUCAGGUGAUCGAUUCCUUUCUGAAUGGACACACCCUAGACGAGUUGGCCGAAACAUUGCGAAACUGUGAUAGCUACAAUUUCUACAGGAUGCUCGAAAAUGGAAAUUACCAUGUGCUAACUGGCCACACGGGUACCAAUGUGAUGGAUAUGCAUUUUUUGGUCGUUCCAUAGUCCACAAAUUGUUUAGGGCAAUUUGUUAAUAGAACUCUCGAUGCUCUUGAACCGCAGACAGGCAAUAAUCGUUUAAAUUUGUUUUUACGAUUUUCCUCUUUAAUUUUGCUCUAUGAAAUUUUUACGUCUUUUUUCAUUAACGUUUUUAAUAUCCAUUCAAAUUCAAAUAAUUUUGUGAACUUUAUGCUCCAAGCAGCUCUCAAGUGACAGCAUAAAAUGGCAAUUAGUUUUCCACUUUCUGCUUCCAUUCCAUUGGGUUAUGUAUUAAGGCUUGAUUAUAAUUAUGUGAUGUAUGUGGCCACUAUAAAGCAGGAAUAUAGAAAUAUGUGUAUAUAGUUUAUAUGAGUAAUUUCGAUCCGAUUUCCAUUUCUCUUGUACUGCGUCUCAUAAAAAUGUGCUGCUAAUAAAUCAUCUUAAUUGUUUGAAACGCCAAACGGCAAACAGUAGCACUGGCAGGAAAGUACAGCAAUAGCCAGCGAUAAUUGCAAUUAAAAAUGUUAAUUUA